UAGCUUGAUGUAUCUUCUUAUGCUGGAAUCUAGUACUACAGAUAACCAUAUUUCGGGCCCCGGCGAAGUCGAUCAGCCUCAACCCAUUUGGGGAUGUUUCCUCGUGGAGGCUGAAUUUACCGACCGUAGUGCCAAAGAUACCUUCUUUGCCCAUCCUGGCGUUGAAGUCGCCAAGCACGAUUUUGACAUCGUGGCGGGGGCAUCUCUCAUAAGUGCGCUCCAAGCACUCAUAAAAAGCAUCUUUGGUCACAUCGUCCUUCUCUUCCGUCGGGGCGUGGGCGCAAAUCAGCGAUAUGUUGAAGAACCUCGCUUUGAUGCGGAUUGUGGCUAGACGUUCAUUCUCCGGAGUGAAUGAUAGUACUCGGCGACGGAGUCUCUCUCCCACCACGAAUCCAACACCAAACUUGCGCUCCUUUAUAUGGCCACUGUAGUAAAUGUCACAAGGACCUACUCGUCUCUGUCCUUGUCCCGUCCAUCGCAUUUCUUGGACGGCGGUGAUGUCAGCCUUUAUCUUUACGAGGACAUCUACCAGCUGGGCAGCGGCACCUUCCCAAUUAAGGGACCGGACAUUCCAGGUGCAUGCCCUCAAAUCAUAGUCCUUAUUUCGUUUGCCAUGGUCGUCAUCAAAAGGGUGGUCUCUCAUCCGAGGCUGUGUUUGCUUUUUCAUUGGGGGUGUUUUUUUACGUGGCGGGUCCCAAACCCAGCGCACAACCCUAUGCAGGGGAUGUUUCGCCUUCUCACAUUAGCUCGCCUUCAAACGGAUGUUCUUAGGCUACCCAGAGGAUACUUGGUCAAAGACCGGAAGUCGUGAGCUGCUUGAGUCAUAUGUAAAAGAAUCGUUUCUGGCCACUCCCAAGUGAAUGGCGAUCAGAGAACUUUCCUCACUUGCGUGAACUUCUACACAUGACUCCAUCCUCCCAAUUGCUUAAAUAAAAUUCAUUCGCUUUUAUAACGUGAACAAAACAACACGCAUCCGGCUAUUUUGUUCUAUUUCGCUUUUCAUCGCUAUUCGUUCCAGCGCAAAAAUUCUUGCGCGACGACAUACUUUUGUUGGUGACCCCGACGUGAUACCGCGUGCAGUUACAUUGCAUACUUUGUUGCUUCUUUCGCAGUACCGUGUACAGAUCACCAGAUCCUACAGUUAACUCAUCGCGGUUAAUAGUUUUGUUGUUCGUAGUUUUUCUCCUAUUUUGCCGUGCAAAAAUAUACAGUGUACAAAUCACGAACUUCAACUGUUAAUUUAGUUGAACAGUUUCAUUUAAACAGUAUUAAUAUAUAUAAACAGUUUGCCGUGCAACAGUUAUCUCGUAACAUUCGAGCGGUCAUACAAGUUUAAAAAAAAUGUCGUUUUUAAAAAGAAAACGUGAAGCCAUUUUACGCAAGUUAAAUUCAAUACCACUUGGCAUGGAGGAACUUAAUUCCAUGGAUCAUGCAGAGCUGUCAGUCAGAUCAGCAGCUACCGUCAUUUGGAGGAGCGUAUACAGAUUGGCCGAACUUUUUUGGCAUAUUUCAAACAAUAGUACACGAUGACACAGAAUUGUGAGACUUGGAAAAAUUCCAGCAUCUUCGUUCAUGCCUAAAGGGAGCAGCACUGAAUACUAUACAAUCACUUGAAAUGCGUGACGAAAACUACACAAUUGCUAUGAAAUUACGUAGUCAAAGAUUCAGUAAUCAACGUUUGAUUUUUCAGGCACACAUUCAAGAGCUAUUCGGAUUACAGAGGGUGAGCACUAACAAGAAAUCAGGAGAGUUGCGUUCGCUAGUGGACAAAUUAGUAUCGCAUGUUCGAGCCUUGCAUUCGUUGGGUACGUUCGAACAAAUAGCUGAUUGUUUGCUUCAGUAUAUCGCUGCACAGAAAUUGGAUCCCGAAACACACGCAUUAUGGGAAGAAAAGGUUCCAGUUGACGAGUUGCCCACGUUAACGGACAUGGCUACGUUCUUGCAGAGGAGAUGUCAAACAUUAGAAAAUGUGACUCAUGCUAUGGUAACAAAAACACCUAGCACACAGGUGAGCAAUACAAAGUAUCGUAAAAAUGCAUUUGUUGUUUCUAAGACUUCCACCAAAAGUUGUGCGAUUUGUCAAAAACAUGACCAUAUUGUGUACACGUGCCCAUUAUUCGCAAGCUUGAGUCCAAGUGACAGAUGGAAGGAAGCCAAAAGAGCACACCUGUGCAUAAAUUAUCUCAAACCAGGACAUCAGGUGCAGCAAUGUAAAUCUUCUACAUGUCGUUGUUGCUCAAUGAAACAUCAUACCCUGCUGCAUUUUACUCAAGUCCACCAAGCCGUAAUUGGUAUUUUAGAAACCACACCUGGUCCAUCACAGCCAGCUGUCCUCGUCACAAGGACAUCAGAAAGUCGCUCGCCUUCACCUCUGUCACGCUCUUGUUCAACUGAAUGUGUGAUUCUUGCAACUGCUAUUGUUUUUGUUCGCAACAGUGUCGGAUCGCUAAUACCAUGUCGCGCGAUCCUCGAUUCUGCUUCACAACUCAACUUUAUAACGACGAGAUUAGCAAAUCAAUUACAAAUUAAAGAAUCAAAAUCGUCUUUAGCAGUUUCCGGUAUAGGAGAUUCGGAAUUUAUUGUUAAUUCUAGCGUCAACAACAAAACUUAGAGUCGUAUUCGACGGCUCAGCACAGACUAAAACUGGUUAUUCAUUGAACAAUGCGCUGAUGGCAGGUCCAACCAUUCAACCGAAGUUAGCCGACACUCUUCUUCGUUUUCGUGCAAAUCUGGUCGCCCUAACCGGAGACAUUUGCAAAAUGUAUCGGUGCAUUCGAGUCACCACACCUGAUAAUUACUUGCAAUGCAUACUUUGGAGGGACGAUCCAAAAGAUGACAUAGGAAUAUUUAAACUCGAUACGGUUACUUAUGGGACAAAGUCUGCACCAUUUUUGACUAUUCGCACCAUGCACCAACUUGCGGUCGAUGAAGCAGUUUUAUACCCCAUUGGUUCCAAAAUCAUUCAAAGCGAUUUUAAUGUCGACGACUUAAUCACUGGUGCUCACACCGUUGAAGAAGUAAAAGAAAUAAUGAAACAAACCUCUGAUCUGUUAGGUAAAGGAAACUUUAAAAUUCGAAAAUGAUGUUCAAAUAAACCAGAAGUGCGUAGCAAUGUGCCUGAUGCAGAUAAGGAGAAAUUAAUCGAAUUCGAUGAUGGAAGUGUUUUGACAAAGACGCUUGGACUUCAAUGGAAUCCCGAUGCUGAUAAUUUCAUAUUUUCGUUUACCUCUCACCAAAACAAUAGAAAAAUUACUAAGCGCUCAGUUUUGUCGGUUAUUGCUCAACUUUAUGAUCCAUUGGGAUUAAUUGGACCCGUAAUGUGCAAGGCAAAAAUAUUCCUUCAGCGACUGUGGGUGGAGAAGAUCGAUUGGGAUGAAAGUCUACCAAUGACUUAUCAAACAGCGUGGUUUUAUCUUUACGAUGAAUUUAAUAGUAUAGGAAAUAUGACUUUUCCGCGAUAUGUUGGCUUACCAAAUUCUAGCUUGGAGUUACAUGCAUUUUGUGACGCCAAUCUCUCAGCUUACGGGACAUGUAUAUACAAUCUACGAAUAUUUAACUGUCGGUUCUUUUGCUGGUCGGAUUCUACAACGGUUUUGUCAUGGAUCAAAGAGGAGCCUUCACGUUUUAAUAUUUUUGUCGCCAAUCGCAUUACAAGUAUACAGCAUUUAACUAAUGGCAUGGAGGGGCGGUAUGUACCAACACAUCUAAGCCCUGCAGACAUCUUGUCGAGAGGUGCAUCGCCCAUAGAGUUAUCAAACUCUUCACUUUGGAAAUUUGGACCCCCAUUUCUGCUUGAUUUGGAAACAAAUUGGCCAGAAAGUAGUAUUCGCGUUAGAAAUUUACCUGAACGGCGGAAAAAUGCAUUACUUUCGUCAACUUCAUUAACUGAUAUAUCACUUGAUUGUAAAUAUAUAAACUCCUUCACAGUAAUGCAGCGCAUAUAUGGUUACGUACACAUGUUCAUAAAAAUGGACCAUUCAGGUAUUCUUGAUACAACACAUAUUCAACAAGGAACCUGGUAUUUACUUCGUAUGGUGCAAAGAGAGAAUUUUUCUUCUGAAUACAAGGAUCUUAAAAGAUCUGUGCAAAUAAGUACGUCGAGUAAAUUAGCAUCCAUGUCACGAUUUUUAAACUCAUUGCACUUAUUCGAGUACGUGGUCGUUUAGAAAAUGCGUUAUUGGAUUA
Molecule: messenger RNA, 4185 nt
Organism: Bactrocera dorsalis (oriental fruit fly)
Lineage: Eukaryota; Metazoa; Arthropoda; Insecta; Diptera; Tephritidae
Exons: 1
Coding region: 1616-2611 (331 amino acids)
Source: RefSeq, a predicted model, not a curated record